ACGGGCAACCCUUUAAAUGUCAUCAUAAUUAUGUCUCCAAUUAUUUUUAUAUAUUAUUUCGGUUAAUAUGGGAGAACGAGAAGAAAUAGAAGCCAGCGAUGCGAUUUCAGUUGAAGGUUCAGAUCUCACCAAAGGCAAUGACAAUGAAGAAGUUGAAAUAUUUAAAGAACAAAGCUAUGAAUCAAUUCCUGCACUCCAUUCCUAUCAAAUAAAGCCUAGUCUUCUCGAAAGAUUCAAAGCAGCGCCUGUUAAAGAAAUAAUAAGGACAGUACAAGCUGAAGUACUAACAGGAAAGGUAUAUUCUGCUGAUAAUGCCAAGAAGUGGAGUAUUAAAAUAGCGAAUGAAGUGAAUAAAAGAUGUAAGGAUUUAAAAAUGCGACGCUACAAACAUAUUGCUCAGGUUAUUCUGGGGGAACUGAAAGGAGCUGGAGUGAAAUCAGUUGUCAGAUGCGUAUGGGACUCGGAAACUGAUGGAUAUACUAGUGAUAUUUUUAUGAAUGAUUCGAUAGUUUGUGUUACAGUUGUUUUUGCACUUUUCUUGUAUUAAUGAGCCGCAUCUCCACAAUAAAUAAUAAAGUAUCGAAGAAUUAAAUGUUUAAGAUUAUUA
This is a messenger RNA of Coccinella septempunctata (seven-spotted ladybird), 607 nucleotides long. Its product is annotated as dynein light chain Tctex-type protein 2B-like. Gene Ontology annotation, cellular component: cytoplasmic dynein complex; cytoplasm. The record is from RefSeq and is a predicted model, not a curated record. Gene Ontology annotation, biological process: microtubule-based movement. Gene Ontology annotation, molecular function: dynein intermediate chain binding. Lineage: Eukaryota; Metazoa; Arthropoda; Insecta; Coleoptera; Coccinellidae. The coding region runs from base 68 to 547 and encodes 159 amino acids. The transcript has a single exon.